Molecule: messenger RNA, 342 nt
Organism: Penicillium pulvis
Lineage: Eukaryota; Fungi; Ascomycota; Eurotiomycetes; Eurotiales; Aspergillaceae
Exons: 3
Coding region: 1-342 (113 amino acids)
Source: RefSeq, a predicted model, not a curated record
AUGGACGGCCUGAAGAAAGCCCUUCCCCUCAUUCUCCUUCUCGUCUUUGUCGCUAUCGUCGCUUUCGUGGGAUAUGCCGUCUGGAGCGUCGUUCUGGAUGUGAAGAAGAAUACGCGCGCGGAGAUGGAGCGCAAGCACGUGUCUUUCUCAAGGGAUGGAAUGAAGGUCAGCGUGAAGGAGGUGAAUGAUGAGAGCUAUAAGGAUCGGACACAGAGUGUUCUCGUUAACGUUUGGAACCACACCUCCUUCCCGGCAUACAAGAGUCGACUUUGGGAUAUGACAGGGUCAUCGAGCUCGCAGACUGAGAAUGGUGCUGAGAAGCGCAAGCCGCACUCGAAGUAA